AUGAUCUCGGCCUUCUUCAUCUUCAAUCAAAAGGGCGAGGUGCUCAUCUCCCGCCUCUUCCGCAGCGACCUGAAGCGCAGCAUCGCCGACAUCUUCCGCAUCCAGGUCGUCUCGAACCCAGACGUGCGCUCGCCCAUCAUCACGCUCGGCAGCACCAGCUUCUUCCACGUCCGCCACGAGAAUCUCUACCUCGUCGCCGUCACCAAGUGCAACGCCAACGCCGCACUCGUAUUCGAGUUCUGCUACCGCGUCAUCGGCAUCGGCAGGUCCUACUUUGGCGGCAAGUUUGACGAGGAGGCCGUCAAGAACAACUUUGUCCUCAUCUACGAGCUCCUCGACGAGAUCCUCGACUUUGGCUACCCGCAAAACAGCGAGAUCGACACGCUAAAGAUGUACAUCACCACCGAGGGCGUCAAGUCGGAGCAGGCGGUGCGCGAGGACUCGUCCAAGAUCACCAUCCAGGCGACGGGAGCCACCAGCUGGAGGAGGGCCGACGUCAAGUACCGCAAGAACGAGGCAUUUGUCGACGUCAUCGAGACGGUCAAUCUGCUGAUGAGCAGCAAGGGAACGGUGCUGCGGGCCGACGUCGACGGCCAGAUCCUAAUGAGGGCCUACCUGAGCGGCAUGCCAGAGUGCAAGUUCGGGCUCAACGACAAGCUGGUGCUGGAGAAGAGCGAUCGGAAUCGUGGCAAGGUGGACGCGGUCGAGCUCGAUGACUGCCAGUUCCACCAAUGCGUCAAGCUGGGCAAGUACGACACGGACCGCAGCAUCAGCUUCAUCCCCCCAGACGGCGAGUUUGAGCUGAUGAGGUAUCGCUCGACGACGAAUGUCAACCUUCCCUUCAAGGUGCACCCGAUCGUCAAGGAGGUCUCCAAGAGCCGGGUCGAGUACACGAUCAACCUGCGCGCCAACUUUGACGCCAAGCUGAGCGCCAACAAUGUGGUGCUGCGCAUCCCGACGCCGCUCAACACGACCAACGUCAAGUGCCAGGUGUCGCUGGGCAAGGCGAAAUACGUGCCGGCGGAAAACGUCGUGGUGUGGAAGAUCCCGAGGAUGCAGGGCAUGUCCGAGACGACGUUUACGGCCGAGGCCGAGCUGAGCUCGACGACGCACCGCAAGGCGUGGACCAAGCCGCCGAUCGAGGUGCAGUUCCAGGUGCUCAUGUUUACGGCGUCGGGCCUGCUCGUGCGCUUCCUCAAGGUGUUUGAGAAGAGCAACUACCAGAGCGUCAAGUGGGUCCGGUACCUCAGCCGGAGCAACGGUAGCUACCUCAUACGCUUCUAG
This is a messenger RNA of Pseudozyma flocculosa PF-1, 1284 nucleotides long. RefSeq lists its product as uncharacterized. Gene Ontology annotation, cellular component: AP-2 adaptor complex; cytoplasmic vesicle. The record is from RefSeq and is a predicted model, not a curated record. Bases 1 to 1284 code for a protein of 427 amino acids. Lineage: Eukaryota; Fungi; Basidiomycota; Ustilaginomycetes; Ustilaginales; Ustilaginaceae. The transcript has 6 exons. Gene Ontology annotation, molecular function: clathrin-cargo adaptor activity. Gene Ontology annotation, biological process: clathrin-dependent endocytosis; intracellular protein transport.